Messenger RNA from Diabrotica balteata, 7200 nucleotides. Lineage: Eukaryota; Metazoa; Arthropoda; Insecta; Coleoptera; Chrysomelidae. The record is from the annotation of a GenBank genome assembly.
GCUUUAUAAAUUCUAGCUUCAUACAAUCGAAAGUUGUUUGGUUAUUUAACAAUAAAGUUAAAUACGACAUUUUGUUUCAGGAACACUCCUCUUUAAUCGGAAACGACGAGAACCAUGGCCCAGUACUUCUAUCGAUCAAAACCGAAAACGUAGCCAACCAGGAACAUACCCGGAUCCUCUUGAGGUUGCGUUCCGGCACCAUGCAUGAAAUAGUACCAUCUUCGUGUCUCGGUUCCAGUCCCUCGCCCGCCAAAAUGGCUAAACUUCUCAACGAACAAUUAAACGUUGAAAACUUCGUACCUGUUCUUCACCCCAAAGCCUCUCAACUCAUAGCCAACUAUGACGAGCACGUUCUAGUGACGAAUUUCAAGUUCGGAGUGCUAUAUCAGCAGUUUGGCCAAACUGACGAGGAGGACUUAUUCUGUAAUAGUGUUACCACGCCGGCGUUUGACGAUUUUUUGUCUUUGUUGGGACAACGAAUACAGCUCAAAGAUCACAAAGGUUACCGAGGUGGUCUGGACAUCCAAAACGGUCACACGGGAGACACGGCUGUUUAUGAAGUAUUUAAAGAAAGGGAGAUAAUGUUCCACGUUUCAACACUUUUACCUUUUACCGAAAAUGACCCUCAGCAAUUGCAAAGGAAAAGACAUAUCGGCAAUGAUAUUGUGGCGAUAGUUUUCCAAGAGGAUAACACACCUUUCACUCCUGACAUGAUCGCGUCGCAUUUUUUGCAUACGUUCAUAGUAGUACAAGUUAUUGACCCCAACUCCUCAAAUACUAGAUACAAAGUCAGCGUAACAGCCCGCGACGACGUUCCGUUCUUCGGACCAACUCUCCCAACCCCUGCCAUCUUUAAGCACGGACCAGAGUUCAAAGAAUUUCUCCUAACCAAAUUAAUAAACGCGGAAAACGCUUGUUACAAAGCAGAUAAAUUUGCUAAACUGGAGCUGCGCACCCGCACUUCCCUCCUGCAGACACUUACUGAAGAGUUGAAGCUAAAAACCACCGAAUUUUUAGGUGGCAAUGCCAAUUUGACUCCUGGAACUCCCAAGAGCGACUCCGGCCCUGGAUCGAGGUUCAUCGAUACCGUCAAGAAAGCAUGGAGCGCUAGGGUGAAGACCAGUCAGAGCGUAGAUAACAACUUGAGUACCAAUGGGCAUGAAAAAUUGUCCAAGAAGGGUUCUCAGCCUACCAUUUCAGAGUCGACACCGUCGAGCGGCCGGUCCAUCUCAAAGACAUCGAUGAACUCCAACGGCAAGAAGAGUAGUAGCCCGACGUCAUCAACAACUUCAUCGCCGGACCUGACGGCGCACGCACAUGCUAGACCAGCCUUGUCCGUAGCCAGUGACGACUCAUCGCUCACCAGCGAAGAUCUGGAACAUCUGGCUGGAGGAUAUAUUGAUAGCGAUACUGGUCUUGAAAGUAUGUCCAGUGCAGAAACAGCCGCGAAAGCUUGUAGUGUAUGCCAAGACAGACCUGGAAGCACGUCUGGACCUACCACUGAAACUCUUAUGCAAGAAGUAGUACAGUUGAAAUGCGACAAGUUGGAUUUAUUAAGACAGAAUGUGAGUUGUCAGAGGGAUCUAAAAAGAUUGCGUGAAAAGGAAUUAGGUCUUCAAGGAGACCUAGCCCAGGCUACCAAGGAAAUUUUGAGGUUACGGGAACUACUGAAGGAUUACAGCCCCAAUGGCGACAGAUCUCCAAUGUAAAUGUUAUUAUUUCUAUUCUUAUAGCCUCAAAACUUACUGUAAACUCUUCUAGAAGCCAUUUUCUUUUCUUUCCCUUAAAAUUAUUUGUUCAGUUUUCCAUUUUAUUUUGAGUUUAUAUAGACUGUCUCACUUUCAGAAUUCCACAAUAUACAAACUUAAGACACUCUGUUUAGUUUAUAUUUUCUACAGAAUAUAGUCUAGAGACAUAGAUGUCAAAGUGUCAAUUAGAUGUCCGCACACUCUAUACACAGUUGUCUCACUUUACAAAACCAGUUUAGUAAUUUUAAAAUAAAUAAUUCUGUAUAUUUUUUUAAAAUGUUCUAAAAAUAAAAAUAAUUUCCAAACAUCAUUUAAAAAAACAAAUAUUUGCUAUGAAAGGUCCAUUUUAUAUUUUAUGAAAAAAUAUACAGUUUAUUAUAGAGGUAAAAAAAUAGUAUUAAUAAUAUUAAUAAUAAAUUCACGUCCGCGUAGGCGUUAAUAAGUGUUAUACAACUUCUGAUUUAUUAUUGAUAUUUUAUAUCUGUACCUCCAAUACUUCUAGUUGGAUAGGACUAUGGUUUAACAAGAACUUUCAUGUUUCCAGACAUUUUCACAACGUAUUUGCAACUCUAGAUUAUUAGUAAUAAAGUGGGACUGACUGUCAUAAAAAAAUAACAAUAUUAUAUUCACAUCACAUAAAGAUUCAUAUUUCCGUUAAUACAACAAUUUCUUUUUGUUUUGUGAUAUUUUUAUACAUUUAUGAACUUGUAUUACUUUUUCUUUUGAGGAUUUUUAUUUUUAGUUUUUAAAUAAUUUAUUUGAUGUACAAUUAUUAUGUAUAUUAUUAUGAAAAUACAAAGUUUACCAGCUACCCUAGGCGAUUAAGGUUGGUAGUUCCCAUGUUGGAUUUUUUGGAGUGAAAACGUUUAAAAAGUUAAAUAUGACAAGUAGAGUUGUAUUGUUUUGAGUCUUCAGGGAUGCUUCUAUAUUCUGCACAUUUCUCCUAUGUUUCAUGAUAAUGAAUAUUAUCAAAUCUUCUUAUUGUGCCAUUGUCUAACGAAGGUUAGCAAUCACUUCUUUAAAUGCUUCCCUAUCUUUUGGAACGUGAAAUACCUGUUCAAUACUGAGGUUAGUCCAAUCUCUGAUAUUCCUCAGCCAAGAUUUCUUCUUUUCUCCCAAGCCUUUUCUUCCCUCUAAUCUUCGUUGCUUGAUGACGUGUAGAAGAGAGUAUUUAUCGUUUCGAAGUAUGUGGCCCAGUUAAGAUGAUUCUUAUUUUAAUUAUGUUUUAAGCUUUGUGUCCUGUCCAAUUCGUCUUAACACUUCUUCGUUUGAGACUUUUGCCUUAUCAAAUACGCUUGCGUUCCUCAUUACAUUAUUUAGCAGGUAUCCUAACCACUUUUUCAACUAAUUAAAUCAUUAAAGUUUUGUUAAUUUGUUAUUACUAUGUUGUAACGUGUCUUCGGAUGCACAUUACUAGGUAUCCUUGUCGAUGUUCCAGAAUAAUCUCGCUAUUUUCAAUAUUCUACACAAGGUAAGUAAGUGGUAAGUUUUCGUCCACUCCAUCUUCUUGGGUCUUGUGCUAAUAUAAUUUACGCAAAUUUAUUUUCAUUGAUAAAUUGUCUACUGAUUUUGUUGUUGUUGAGGCUUUAUCCACAUCCGAUAGGCGCGUGCGUAGUACUGCAUCGGUACAACUCGCCUCCUACUCUCUCUACUUUUUGAUCAUUCGGCUAAUGAAUAUGGCGUCGAAAAAUCUUAUUCUUCUCCCAGUGAUUCAACACACUUCUGUUUGACAAAUUUUGGAGUGACAUGCAAAAUGUUUUCGUGAAGUUUGAAGUUUACGACAAUAUGCGUGACAUAUUUCAUUUCCAACAUCAUGUUUCAAAGCAAGUAACAACAUUUACUUUGUCGUUAAUGCCUGUGAAAGAAGACUCUGUUUAUUUAGUAAAAUUUAAACAAAUUCCAACCCAUCGCAGAGUAAAACCUGUUUCCUAGGGUAAUCAUAAUUAUACCAAAGUUAACAUUCCCCAAAAAUUCUGUUUCAGAAAAAUUAUUUACUAGGUGUAUAUAACAAAGUAUUUAUUAGAUAUUAAGUUUUUUGUAUUUAGAAAAGAGAAUAACGAGAAAAACCUAGUUUGUGCAUAUAUUGUUAUAGAUUCUUUAUUUUUACUUUGUUCUUGCGUUUUUUAAGUUUGUACAACGGGAUUACUUCAUUUCACUGAUAUUUAUAUUGUUUAGUUUAUUCUUAAAUAUUAUCUACUUAACAUAUUGCUUAUUUGCUACUUUAUUUAACACAUUUCUUGAAAAGUUCACCGUAAUCAUAAAUAGAUUUUAGAAAAGUUUUAUGAUGAUAACAGGGAUGUACACAAAUAUUGACAAAACAUAAAUAAACUAAAAAAAGUUAUACAUUUAUCGAGAUAUAAUAUGGGCGACAAUAUUGUCAGGGUUAUUGGAAAAUUACCAUUUUAACCCAUAAUACAUAACUUUAAUGCUGAAUUCGAUUCUAUCAUUAGUUUUUCUAUGUUACAAUUUUGGCUACACUAAUCCAGAAAACAUACAUACAAUUCUAUUUUUUUAAUUGAUAUUUUGAUCCAAUAUUCAUGGACAGACAUAAUUAUUGUAGUAUAAUUGAAGCGCCUGAGAUCAUCACCACAAUUAAAUAAACUGUGUCUAUCAAAUGCUUUCGUAAUUUUUUACUGUUUGCCUUUACAGUAUUGUAAAUUAAGAAUAUCUGCGAAAUGAAGGAAACUCAACUGCAAUAUGUAUUACUAAUGUUAGGAUGAAUGUAUCUUGUAGGUUGUGUACAUAAAGUUUCACACUUGCUUUCUAUUUACCAGUUCGUCUUAGAUAAAAAUGUUUUGUUAACUAAAAAACAUUUAUGAAAAUGUGUGUUGUGUCUGAAAAUUCAGACUUAGAAUUUUAUUAUACCUGCUAGAAUUUUCAGAUGUUGAAAGUACGGGACGUUUUUGAGUUGCACAAUAUACCAAUAUUUGGUUGAAUGUAACUUUUUUGGUUAUUAACCUAAUUAAACAAAAAUGCUUAUAAAUAUUUAUAAUAAAAAUGUCGUUUGUCUAUAAUAUUAUUAUCUUUUCAAUUCUUUUUACUUACUGUCAUACUCAUAGAUCAUAUUACUGCUCUCUUUUCAACCAGAUCAAUUACCUCAAAUAUUUUUCAUUUUAAUAUUAAUUCAUGUUCUUUAUUCGGAACCAAUGCUGAUGUCUGUUGUAUGCUGAUGAAUCAAUGAGUUGAUACUGUUAAAGAGGAACACACGGAUCCAGUGUUCAUUUUAUCAAAUUUUUGUUAAUAAACUUUAAUACAUUUACACGCAUUGAUCUUUUUAUCAUAAAUCCGUUCGCGGCAUCCAGUUUGACAUUGUCAGAAUCACAUUUUUCUUUUGUGCACAUGCGGCAGUAUCAGCCAUUUUUCGUAUUAUUUUUUUGUAAACAAGCAUAGGUAUGUAGAUAAAUAUGAAGUAACGAAAAUACAAGGUUAUUAUUAACCUUAUUAUAUGAAAUAACAAGAAAUAAUAAAGAACUUCUAUCAUUAAGUUUUAAUACAGAAUAUACUGCUCCUUCGAAGAAUGCUUGACUUGAUAGGAAGAAACGUAUAACAAUGUGUUGGGGAGUUUUAAUGAAUGACAAACCAAUUGAUUGGUUUCAAUAUAUUUACCUGGUAGCAGCAUACAUUUAAGGGUUUAGAUCGGAUUUAACAUAACUCAAACUAUAAAAAAUAAAGCUUAACCUAAAAAAUAGUUAGAAUAUGCGUUAACGUCUGUUGAUGCUGCCAAUACCCCGUGUUCUCCUUAAUAACUUUUAAAUACAUAUCUGGUAAAAAUAUACAAUGAAACCAGUAUCGAUACACAUCAGUAGCAAGGAAUUUCAUAUUAAUUGAUAACCUACUGUUCUACCGGUCAUGGGUAAUAUGAUAUUCUACCGACAUAGUGCAGAUCCCCCAAUUUCUGAACUGAAAGAACACGUCAACUUAAGCAUCCAAAGAAAUUGUUUCAAUAUAAUCUCUUCUUUUGUUGACACAUUUCAUCCACCGAUAUUCGGAUGCCGUUCUCCUCUUCUGUAAUGUUCUCAAAAUGCUACAGCGUACUUGCAGUACUCUGCAGACGCAAUGGCUUCUUAAUUGCACGGAAAACACUGACAAGUACAGAAGGUUUUCAGUUUUGGGAAUAAAUGGAAGUCUGAGGAGACUAAGUCCGUGGAAUAGGCUGGAUUUUAAAGAAUCGGAUAGUGCAGAUUCCUCAAUUGCCAAAAAACUUUAUCAAAGUAGAUUGUCUUAGUACCCUGUCCAGAUAGAAAAUGAUUUUUCUUUUUUGUGUCAUAUCUGUUUUCAUAAAUAGUUGCGUUCAGAAGAAGUGAGAGUAAUAUGGUUCAGUUAUAGUUUUAUCCGGCUCAAGUAGACGAUUAGCAAAAUUCUUUUUAUAUGGCAAAAGUUCUCGAUGAUUUCCAGUAUGGUUGCAGUUUUUAGUCUACAAACUUGGUCGCCCAUUAAGCCUCGUCAUACACAUGUAUAAACCACAAAUCAGUCAGUAUUAAACUACAUUUUUUAUGAAAAAUUCUGUUUACCCUUUUUAUUUAAUUUUCAACACCAAGCGCAGAAUAAAUAAUUAAAACGAAUGCCUACAAUCAACUAUUAUGUGUGCUUAAACGUGUACUAAUGUAAGGGGUAAAUCAUUUCGAGUACUUUGAGAUAUCUAACAAGUCAGAUUGUCGUAGUAUAUCACUGUACCGAGACAUAUUUCAUGCUUCUCUAUUACUUAAAAUCGUAUGUCAAUGCAUCUCUAAAACUCGCAUAUUCAUUACUGAGAUAACUAAUCAUUUACUUAAGUGUGUGACAGUAUUUUGAUUUCCGAAGAAAUGUCCUUCCACAUCGAUAAAAUAUCUGAAAAUUCGGGCAAAAAUACUAACAAAUAUUUUUGAGAUAUGAGUAUUCUUUAAAAUAUAAAACAAAACGAAUUUCAACGACUAUUCAAGAACUAAUUUAACCUGUAGAAGCUUCUGAUAUUUCCAUUUAAGAAUGUACACCAUAGAUUAUGAUUAAACAUGAAUAUUUUCUGUUCUGUAUACGUUGAUUUUGUAUUACUUGGAAAUCUGUAAGGAUGUAAUAGUUUAUCUAUAGGUGUUAUAGAUUUAAAAAUAUAGGAUUUGGAUAUCCAAUUACUAAAUAAAAUAUAAUUACCAUUUGUCGAUUUUUGUAAUUCCUCUAAAUCGCUUUUUAUUUCCGUUCAACUAAACUAACACCUAUGCAUUGAUAUAUUUAUUUUUAAAACCUAAAUAAACUGAUUUUGUUUACGCUGGGCAAGUAUUUUUAUCCGAACUUGAAUAGUUGAACCGUUUUGUAAUUAAAAUUAACUUUUUUAUUUAGAAGGAUGCUUCUAUUAUUACUUAAGAUUGCAAUAAACAUAAGUGUUCUUUUGUACAAGUUAUUUAACUGUUUUUAUGUACCUUGAUUUUUGUCUUAAUGGCGAUACUUUUGCUGCAUCAAAACCUAAUAAAUAUGUAUGUCA